ACUCAUAUCAGCACUUGACUUUAGACGGACGCAGCAGCAGCAAACAUGUCUCGUUUCGUUGCCCGUUCCUUCGUAGUGGUUUCUCGGCAUGCAACUGCCAGAUCCGUGGUGUCACCGAGGAGGAUCCCGGCAUUCAUCCGUCCUGUUUCCACAUCUCAAGGCCUGCGGUCACUCACCCGUUAUAACGAGACUACAGACUGGCAAAAGAAACUGACCCCAGAACAGUAUGUAGUCACCAGAGAGAAAGGGACUGAGAUGCCCUUUAGUGGGAUCUACCUUACCCAUUCUGAAGUUGGGAUGUACCACUGUGUCUGCUGUGAUAGUCCACUUUUCAGUUCAGAGGCAAAAUAUGACUCGGGGACGGGCUGGCCUGCAUUCAAAGAGGCUCAUGGGACAUGGGAGCGGGAUGAAAGCCAUGCCUCCAUCAUUCGUCGCCCUGACAACAGCCUGGGUAGUGCUGAGACAGAGGUUCUUUGUAAAAAUUGUGAUUCCCACCUGGGUCAUGUGUUUGAUGACGGACCAGAUCCGACUGGCCAGCGGUUCUGUAUCAACAGCGUGGCCCUCACGUUUAAACCCAGAGAAGACAUCAAACCUGACAUGGAGGGGAAGGAGUAGUACCUGGACUGAAAACACUAUGAAGUUUCACUUCAAACAAGUCCAUUUAGGACGCAAAAUGAAGGACCACCUAAAUGCCAUUCCAUGGUUUUGACCUAAACAGGUUUGCAAGUGAGAAGCUUUCUGUGGGGAAAGGUGUCUUAAUUAUUGAAUUUGAAAUGGAAGAGCACAUCCUUGUGUUUAUUAAACUGGCAAAGAAUUAAGCUCAGUCUCUUGUAAGUGACAGUGGAUAUAUAUACUGAAGGAACGUCCAUAUACAAAACAUACUGUACAUUAUUCACAUAAACUCAAACUGCAGACCAUCAGCUUCUUCAAUUGAGAUACUUCGCAAAAAGAAGUCACUGUAUUACUUGUUUUUAUUAUUCACUACGAUUUGUUGAGCUGGUAAUUUUGAUUCAAAACUGAAAUUGUGAAUGUCUUCAUGUCAGAAUCAGAAAUGGCAUAUUGCUAAGUACUGAUAACUGAUACUAGAAAUGUUACUUGGUGAUUGGUGCAUAACAUUAAACAGUGCAACAGUAUAAUAACAUGUUAAAAAAUUAAGAAUAUGUAAUAUACAAUAAAAUCUGAAAAACAAAUAUAUAAAAA
Molecule: messenger RNA, 1200 nt
Organism: Anoplopoma fimbria (sablefish)
Lineage: Eukaryota; Metazoa; Chordata; Actinopteri; Perciformes; Anoplopomatidae
Gene: msrb2
Product: methionine sulfoxide reductase B2
Exons: 5
Coding region: 46-615 (189 amino acids)
Biological process (GO): response to oxidative stress; protein repair
Cellular component (GO): cytoplasm
Molecular function (GO): peptide-methionine (R)-S-oxide reductase activity
Source: RefSeq, a predicted model, not a curated record